AUGCAUAUUUCUUGCAAACCAAUGAACUUUGUUAUAGUUUCGUUUUAUGUUUUUGUUCUUCCAUUCACUGACUGCACAGCCUUUGAGGAGGUGAAUCAUCUUGGUAGCAAAAGCACAAAUAACGAAGCUUACAAGGUAAAUCAUCAGAAAACAUCUGAUAUUGCACUGCAUGGAUUGCUUCUGUGGGCAUCAAUGGGGUUCUUAAUGCCUCUUGGGAUACUUACAAUCAGAGGGUCCAGUAAAGCGGAACCUGGAUCAAGAAAGAGUAGAGUCCUCUUCUAUCUCCAUGUUGCUUUUCAGAUGCUUUCAGUGCUUCUUGCCACUGUUGGAGCUGCUGUGUCUCUGAAAAAGUUUGAGAAUUCAUUUGAUAACAACCACCAAAGAUUAGGCCUGGCACUUUACGUUGCUAUAUUGAUGCAAGGCUUCAUUGGAUUUUUCAGACCACACAGGGGAAAGAAAGAGAGGAGUUAUUGGUACUUAAUACACUGGAUACUAGGGACAAUAGUUUCUCUUGUGGGGAUCAUCAACAUUUACACAGGUUUAAAUGCUUACCAUAAGAGAACCUUAAAAGGGACAAGGCUUUGGACUAUCCUUUUCACAAUGGAAAUCACAUUCAUUGGAUUGGUUUACCUCUUUCAAGACAAAUUGGAAUAUAUGAAAAAGCAAAGAGUGAUUUCAGGAAGUGAAUCAACUUUGACAUCUAACCAAGAUAUUCCUCAAAGGCAAAAUCAAAAAGAGAUGUUACCAGUUGCAUGUGGAAAGAAAAAUGCACUUGGAAAUUUGUUUGACUAA
This is a messenger RNA of Gastrolobium bilobum, 792 nucleotides long. Its product is annotated as cytochrome b561 domain-containing protein At4g18260-like. Gene Ontology annotation, molecular function: transmembrane monodehydroascorbate reductase activity. The transcript has 4 exons. Lineage: Eukaryota; Viridiplantae; Streptophyta; Magnoliopsida; Fabales; Fabaceae. Bases 1 to 792 code for a protein of 263 amino acids. The record is from RefSeq and is a predicted model, not a curated record.